Messenger RNA from Equus quagga, 2044 nucleotides. RefSeq names its product transmembrane epididymal protein 1A-like. Bases 1125 to 2030 code for a protein of 301 amino acids. The transcript has a single exon. NCBI's taxonomy places the organism in Eukaryota, Metazoa, Chordata, Mammalia, Perissodactyla, Equidae. The record is from RefSeq and is a predicted model, not a curated record.
GGGGCCUCAGAUCAGCAGGCAGGAAGUGAGGGAAGAGCAAGGACAUACUGAAAGCCAUGAGGACCAACUGGAGCCCGUGUCUGCCUCUCACCACCUCAUACUUCAGUGGCAGGUGACCUGCAGAAGCAACCGGUACCCCUCACACUAAGAGAAGCUGAGGGAGCUGUAGGCCUGCCUGCUGCCCAUACCAAGGAAGUGAGCCAGCAGCUCAGUAACGGGAUGCGACAGCUACAGUGGCACCUGGCACCCUCCACCCUCAGAGAAUGCUUAGCUUGCUGCUUGACUUCCACCUUCAGAUGCUCAAGUAAAUUUCUCUGGUAGCCAACCCAACCUGGAGCCACACAGGGAAGCAAAUUCUGGGAAACGUGCUCAAGCUUAGUUAGGUUGACAUACUACGAUACCACCACAGUCCCUAAAAUCAAUAUCAAAGGGUAAAUUUCACAUCCAUUUACUGGCCAGUAGAGAUGCUGAAGUGGAGGGAAGGGAGUGGGGAUGUGAAGAGGUAAAAGGAAGAGGUGAAGGGAGCUUUCUUGGUGAUCUUCAGAAUGUGUCUAUAAGAGAAGAACAGACGUCAGAUAGGCCGUUACAUGGUCACAUAGCCAAAUGUUUAUAAAUAUAUGUGUCCAAAAAGAAAAACUUACAAGUGAACCAAAGUUAUGUCUGAGAAGUACUGAAGGAUACUCAAGGGUUUGUAAGUGUCCUGGCUUCCUCUGGACACCAUGGCAACCCCUACCCCCAUCUCAUGCUCCGCCACCCCCUCCUCUGGGUGCUGGGCAGCACAAGGGGAAGGAAGCCACGGGAGAAAGGGACAAGUGUGAUCAGAGCGCCUCAAGGGCCAUAGAGGGGAGCCCCUGCAAGCACAUACACCAGUUUUCUUCUUUGGCAGAAGCCAGUUAGUUUCCAAUGUACCAGAAUGGAAUGGAACAGUGAGGCUUUAGGCCAUCAAAGGCGUAGGCUUGUUUCAAGAGACAUUUCCUUCCUGUGGGGGAGCAGUGGGUGGGGUUAGAUGAUAAAACUUGGUGGAAGGCAAUUCUUUCCAGAGCCCAGAACCUGAAGUGGCUCCAGAAGGUGUGGACGUGUCCGAGCUUUGUCUUCUCUCCUACGUUAGGGAGUUCUGCAGUUCAAUGGGACACUUUAUCGGUCAUAUGUACCCAGGGCUGUUUCUAGUCUUCUAUGGACUGUAUCAGGCAAUAGUGGUCUCCAAAGCUGCGAUAUUCAAUGACUCUCUCCUGUAUUCUUCACGCCCUCUCAGGAAUAAGGGAAGAUGGGCCAGGCUGUGGAAACUAUGCUAUGGAGGUUUGUUGAAGAUGGUGACUGGCUCCCUCUUGAUAGCUUAUGAGAUCAGCUGUGUCACAGGAGGGUUGAAGCUGAUGAACAGGGAGCUGCCACCGAGAUUUAUGUUCCCCAAAGAGUGGCAGCACCUCACCAUGUUCAUCCUCCUCAGCCUCAAUGGCUGUGUAGAUGUCACGAGCAAGAACUUGCUGCCUCAGAGAUGUGUACUCCUAGAAAAAGGUACCCUGGUCCUGACCUUCUACGUGCUCCUGCUGCUGCUGGUGUCACAUGUUCAGGACUCAUCAGGGGUGGAGCUGCAGAUUCAUUCUCUGCUCAUCUUGGUGGUCUUUCUGCUGAUGCUGGUGUUGACUGUAGAGCUCUGGGCUCCUGAAAUGUUUUACCUCUCGCUGAUCGAGACUUUUCUGUUUCUCCUGAUGGGCUCCUGGCUGAUACAGGCAGCCUUCAUUCUGUACAGACCUGUCACGGGCUACCCAUGGCAGGACGAUGACAUCAGCGACAUCAUGUUUAUCACCACUUUCUUCUGCUGGCAUUUGAUGAUCAAUGCUUUGUGCCUGUUGGGAAUCUAUGGUGUCUCUUUCUUUUGGCAUCGUUGUCGCAGUCCCAGCUUGAAGCUCAUGGAGACUAAAGAAGCUCCAUAUGCCACGAGCACUGUAGGAUCCCUCUACAACUUGCUGCAGGAAGGGGAGCAGGCAGAGAAAGAAGAACAGGCUCUUCUCCUUUCAAAGAGUUCGCCCUGAGACAGAACCUAGAU